AUGCCGAGCGGUGCCCAUGAGAAAACUCCCUUGUUACAGAGGUGCCCAGAGCUGAGCGAGAUGCCCACCGAUCUCCACGAGGAUGCUCUGACGGGACAUCGGGAACAACUGGCCGGAACCGCUGCGGCCAGGAGUUUUGCCCACCGUGGGCGCGUCAAGUCUCAUUGGAAUUUGAGUACGAACAUCGCCGCUGAGGAUAUGAAACUAGGCUUUAAUGGCAUCGCUUCCUUCCAGAGCAAAGAGACGAGCCUUGACGGCGAAGCGUCGGAGGCCAAGCUCAUCAAGUACUCAGACGACGUGGGGACAUUCAAGGCACUCAUGUACGUCUCGGGAACCGUUCUCAUGAGCAAAGCGUUGUGGAAAAGUUGUGCGAUCUAUUGGAUCCUCGCCUCUCUUUGCGCCAUUGGUGCGUACGUCGCCCAGCAGAACAUCAUCAAGAGAGGGCAGCAGGUCCCUGAUUUUUCAGAGAGUUUCGAAACAAUGGCCAACUACUUCACCGCCCUCAUUGGCUUCAUGAUCAGCAUGUUUGUGACCACGCUGUUUGGCCGAUGGUGGGCCAUUCGGACAGAUGGCCUUGGUGGCCUAUGGGGCGCGGUCGACGAUCUCAUCGUGCUUCUCUCCAUCCAUAUGCCUUCAAGGGAUGACAGGGCAAUCAAGGAGCGCAUAUUGCGAUUGGGUCUUCUCUCUCACAGGCUUGUGUAUGCACAGGCCCAGAGCUUGGAAUCCCGAGAGCAUUUGAAGCAGCUCGUGAAUGUAGGGCUGAUGACGGUUGAGGAGUUGGAUGUCCUCGAAAAGGAGUUCUCCAAGCCACAGGCAGUUUGGGUGUGGAUUGGUCAAAUACUCCACGCUUUAGCCGCGAAGGGGAAGUUCCAAUGCAACGAUGUGAUGUUGCCCAAGUUGGACAAGCUUUGCGUCAAAGCCCGUAGCUCCAUUGGGCUCAUUUUCGCUUAUACGGAUACCCAGGUACCCUUUGCGUACGUGCACUUGUUGGUGUUGAGCAUUAUCUUCUCGAACUGCUUGAUCGCUCUCAAGUGUGGCUUGGCAAUCGGCUUUUGCUUCGGAUCGAGCCCUGGUCAGACAACGAUCGACGUUCCGAACGCGAUGAAGGUAAUUGUGCAGGUGUGCCACCUUGCCCGGGGAUCGGUGGAUUCCGUUCUUCUACCAUGCUUUCGUCCACAUCGGCUUGGAGCUUGCCAACCCACUUGGCACGGACUAUCUCUGCCUUCCUGGCUAUUCCUUCCACGUGUGGAUGAGGAACGAGAAUAUGAGCUUUAUGCGGACAGGAGAGAGGACGCCGGAAGCGUUGCUGGUUGUUUGAUGUAG
This is a messenger RNA of Prorocentrum cordatum, 1323 nucleotides long. Lineage: Eukaryota; Dinophyceae; Prorocentrales; Prorocentraceae. The record is from the annotation of a GenBank genome assembly.